AAAGAAUCAAAGAUGUUUUCAAUCGUUUGCCUGAGAGCGAGGGAUUGUACGAUAUGAUCCAGUUUGUGUUCUCUCAGUUGAGUCUAGAGAUGGUCUACUUUGGCCUUGAAAGCAAGAUGGAAUAUGGCAUAAUUGUUUGCUACAACGUCCAGCAAGAGGUGUUUUGUAUGCAGAGAGGAAGCUUGCACGCUUACGUAGCGAGCGAAUGGAGGGACUCGAUGAUCCUUCAGGAGAUGUGCUGCUGCGAUCGCUCCCAUCAAGACAUGAGCUGUCAAACCAAUGGUCUCUUCCAUGAAGAGCCGGUGUCCUGCUUGACGGUGACAUCUCAAGAUUUGUUCCUGCUGAUCGCGUCGCCGAGCGUGUGGGCUAAGAUCAGCCAAGACGAGGCCAUGGAGAUCGUCCGCUCGCACUCGAGCGCACAGAGUGCAAGCUGGGAACUUGUCAGCGAGGCGAGGAGGAGGGCGUGUCUGACUGCCCUGAUGACUAACCCUC
This is a messenger RNA of Guillardia theta CCMP2712, 492 nucleotides long. RefSeq lists its product as hypothetical. NCBI's taxonomy places the organism in Eukaryota, Cryptophyceae, Pyrenomonadales, Geminigeraceae. The transcript is spliced from 6 exons. The annotation marks the transcript as partial. The record is from RefSeq and is a predicted model, not a curated record.